AUGCAAAAGCUUGCAAUUGGGCUAGAAACUCAUAUAGUUGCGAAAGAGUCAAAAAGUAGAAGAAAGCAAAAGUCUAAAACAAAUCCAGUGACUAGCUGGGAGAAGCAAGAAAAUGGAAUACUUGAAAAUAGCCAAGUAGAAAAUGAAGAAAAGCUUGACGCUAUCAUACUGAAGAGAACUGAAACCCGUGACUUAGAAAAAGAAAAUAAUGGAAAAGUUAAAGAAAAAUUAAAUCCGCCACCUUCUGACCGUUUAUGCGGAUGCAUAAUAUUUUAA
Blepharisma stoltei is the source of this 276-nucleotide messenger RNA. Lineage: Eukaryota; Ciliophora; Heterotrichea; Heterotrichida; Blepharismidae. The record is from the annotation of a GenBank genome assembly.